GCUCCAAUUUACGCAAGCCUUGGCCAUGUCUCCGUCUUUGUUUCCGCCAAAUGCAUAGUAUAAAAGCAUGUAUUUUUGUGUCGAACAUCAUUCCACUUUCAGGAUUCCAAGGAAUAUUAUCAAAAUGAUCGCUAAGUUUGUCGCCCUAGUCUGCCUGUUCGGCCUGGCCGCCGCUGGCAACCUAUACGGCUCCGGCCUCGGCUACGCUGGCUACGGAGGGUACUACGGAGGCUACGCUGCCCCAGUGGUAGCAAAGAGCUAUGUAGCACCUGUCAGCUACGUCGCCCCAGUCAGCUACGCUCCAGCCGUCUCCCACGUGUCUCAAUACAGCUACAGUGCCCCAGUAGUCAAGACCUACGCUGCCCCGCUAGUCAAGUCGUACGCUGCGCCAGUUGUCUCCAGCUACGCUUACUCUCCCUACUCAGCAUACGCUGCGACUCCUUACUCUUACGGUGGUUACGGAGCGUACGGCAAAUACGUCUGGUGAUUUAAGUGAUGUUUGCCCUCAGAUGCUACUAUGUACCUAAUGCUCAAAUUGUGAGAUUCAAUAUUUUUGUGUUGAAGUGUAAAAUUU
This is a messenger RNA of Plutella xylostella (diamondback moth), 574 nucleotides long. NCBI's taxonomy places the organism in Eukaryota, Metazoa, Arthropoda, Insecta, Lepidoptera, Plutellidae. The record is from RefSeq and is a predicted model, not a curated record.